This is a messenger RNA of Hydatigera taeniaeformis, 453 nucleotides long. The record is from the annotation of a GenBank genome assembly. Lineage: Eukaryota; Metazoa; Platyhelminthes; Cestoda; Cyclophyllidea; Taeniidae.
AUGCGCCUGCUUUUCAUUGAUUCCAAACUCCAUGAAGGUCUUCAUUCAAAUACUCGCAGAGUUUAUCUUCCACUGCUAUGGGAGUCCUCAUUUUGCUCUCGCGACCCUGUGGUCCUUGGCUAUACGCGAGGCCACUUCACUGCCCUUGUUCCUACUGAGCCACCUCGCAGUCCUGCUUCAGCCGCAUCUAUCACCGCCUCUUUGUCCUCUGAUAGUUCCGCAAUCAUCCCUGCCUCAGCCAAUACAACUGCUGCUUCCUCCUCUUCAGCUUCUGCUGUUCUAAAAUCGGAGGGUGAGAUAGAGGGUUGCGCUUCGAUAGAGCGGUGUGAUCCGUCCCAUCCCCCUGCCGCCUUUGAAUACUCCAUCUACCUCCCUCUUUUUGAUCGACACGGUACUCCACUACCAAUUCCCUUCGCCUCAAAGAGUGCCGUGGUACGCCUUAUCUUUCUUUAG